Chlorocebus sabaeus (green monkey) is the source of this 7593-nucleotide messenger RNA. The record is from RefSeq and is a predicted model, not a curated record. Lineage: Eukaryota; Metazoa; Chordata; Mammalia; Primates; Cercopithecidae.
GACCAGCUGCCGCCGCCUCUAAAAAACACAAGGGUCGCAGUGACAAGUGGACAUUCCGCACGCGACCAGACGGACACUCGAUCUGCACCUCCCCGCGGCCCCGCCCGCAGGCUCCAGCUGCCCGGCCCGCAGCCGCCCACUGGCUCCCGAGGCCGCUUCACCACGUGUCCUGCAGGCCGCUACCCCAACAACUUUCCGUCCCUCUUGGGGUUGGGGACUGGCAGUGGGGAAGGGUGGCAGGUGGGGGUCUCCAGAGAGCACCGUUACCGGACUUGGCGAGCGACCCUUUCUAAAUGGAAGGUGGGCCGCUCCCAAGUCCAUCCCAGAUCCUUAGAGAAGCUCCGGGAGCGAGGGCCAGACAGCAGCUCGGAGCCUGGCUGAGGGAGAGGAACAAAGGGAGCGAGCGAGCUGGGGAGGAUGCUGCGCUCCCCUGCGCCCCACCCAGCCGGCUGCCAGGCGCUGCCAGGCGCGCAGGUAGCCCGGCCUUCGGCGCUGGCGGAGGGAGGUGUUGGAGAGGGUAAAGACUCACUUCCGCCGGGGCAGGCGACCGGACUCCCUACCCGCCGCCCACAGCCUGUGCGCAUUCCUGCAUCCCUGCCGCCGCCCGGGACCCGAGUGCCCCAGGGGUGUCCAGGCGCGGUGCCAGGGGGGUACUGUGCAGGUAACCCUCGGAAGAACUAGGGCUGGAUGGAGGCGGCGGCCGGGGAGAAACACGCCUUUUUAGGCAGCCGUGCUGCCCCGCACCGCCCCACGCAGCCCAAGUCUGCAAUCACUCUCCGCGAGAAGCAGGGAUCCGCGCGCAGCCAGGGAGCGCCCCGCCUGCGCUCGCCGGCGGGCCGAGCUGCCGGGCCGGGGGCGCGGGGAGGGGGCAGCCCAACUUCCCAGUGCGCGGCUCCCGCCCGCUAGGUUCAUUCUGCCACCCAUCUGCUUUAAGACACAAGGUGCUGACCGCAGAGACCUGCCAUGAAACCACACUUGAAGCAAUGGAGACAACGAAUGCUUUUCGGAAUAUUCGCUUGGGGGCUCCUCUUUUUGCUGAUUUUCAUCUACUUCACCGACAGCAACCCCGCUGAACCUGUGCCCAGCUCCCUCUCCUUCCUGGAGACCAGGAGGCUCCUGCCAGUGCAGGGGAAGCAGCGGGCCAUCAUGGGCGCCGCGCAUGAGCCCUCCCCGCCUGGGGGUCUGGACGCACGCCAGGCGCUGCCCCGCGCCCACCCAGCCAGUUCCUUUCACGCGGGGCCUGGAGACCCGCAGAAAUGGGCCCAGUCCCAAGAUGGGUUUGAACAUGAAGAGUUUUUUUCAUCCCAGGUGGGAAGAAAAUCUCAAAGUGCUUUCUACCCGGAGGAUGACGACUACUUUUUUGCUGCUGGGCAGCCAGGGUGGCACAGCCACACUCAGGGGACAUUGGGAGUCCCUUCCCCCGGGGAGCCAGGCCCACGGGAUGGGGCUUUUCCGGCUGCACAGGUCCAGAGGAGGCGGGUGAAGAAGAGGCACCGGAGGCAGAGAAGGAGCCACGUGUUGGAGGAGGGCGACGACGGCGACAGGCUGUACUCCUCCAUGUCCAGGGCCUUCCUGUACCGGCUCUGGAAGGGGAACGUCUCCUCCAAGAUGCUGAACCCGCGCCUGCAGAAGGCGAUGAAGGAUUACCUGACGGCCAACAAGCACGGGGUGCGCUUCCGCGGGAAGCGGGAGACCGGGCUGAGCAGGGCACAGCUACUGUGCCAGCUGCGGAGCCGCGCGCCCGUGCGGACGCUGGACGGCACCGAGGCGCCCUUCUCUGCGCUGGGCUGGCGGCGCCUGGUGCCCGCCGUGCCCCUGAGCCAGCUGCACCCGCGCGGCUUGCGCAGCUGCGCUGUGGUCAUGUCUGCAGGCUCAAUCCUCAACUCCUCCUUGGGCGAGGAAAUAGAUUCUCAUGAUGCAGUUUUGAGAUUUAACUCUGCUCCUACACGUGGUUAUGAGAAAGAUGUUGGGAAUAAAACCACCGUACGCAUCAUUAAUUCGCAGAUCCUGACCAACCCUAGCCAUCACUUCAUUGACAGUUCACUGUAUAAAGACGUCAUUUUGGUGGCCUGGGAUCCUGCCCCGUAUUCGGCAAAUCUUAACCUGUGGUACAAAAAACCGGAUUACAACCUGUUCACUCCAUAUAUUCAGCAUCGUCAGAGAAACCCAAAUCAGCCAUUUUACAUUCUUCAUCCUAAAUUUAUAUGGCAACUCUGGGAUAUUAUCCAGGAGAACACUAAAGAGAAGAUUCAGCCAAACCCACCUUCUUCUGGUUUCAUUGGAAUCCUCAUCAUGAUGUCCAUGUGCAGAGAGGUGCAUGUGUACGAAUACAUCCCGUCCGUGCGGCAGACGGAGCUGUGCCACUACCACGAGCUGUACUACGACGCAGCCUGCACCCUCGGGGCGUACCACCCGCUGCUCUAUGAGAAGCUUCUGGUGCAGCGCCUGAACAUGGGCACGCAGGGGGAUUUGCAUCGCAAGGGCAAGGUGGUUCUGCCUGGCUUCCAGACGGUGCACUGCCCUGCACCGAGUCCGGUCAUUCCACACGCUUAAAAAGGGUUUCUUGGGAAUCAAUGUGCAAUAAGGUACUACUGUUGUACUCAAAGUCACAAAAGAAUACUUGAAGAUAGAUUUUAGACAAUGUAGUUUUGAGUCUUUAAACUGUAAUUUAGUGGUGGUCAUGAGAAUUCUUCACUUUCUAAGCCAUUGAGUAUUUAUUACUGCUUUGAAUAUAGAAACGGAUUUUUUAAAAAGUAGGGCACAAGAAAGAUGCAAAACAAAGGAUAGCCAGAGAGAAAACAUGUGUAUGACCAUGGGUGUGGUACCUCCAGAAAUGUUAACAACUUAUUCUUCUGCCAUGAGUACCCCUCAUCAGGGUUGGUUUCAGUAAUAGGUUUUGGUGAUGCUCCUGACCACAGGAAGUGGUUUAUAUUUAGAAACAUCCAAGUUGAGGGACAUCAUUUACAGCAUCGAGUGCAUCCCUGAUACAUGCCUUCAUCAUUAAAUAUCCUAGGUUUUAUGACAAACAUUGAAAUGAUCACUCAGAUGUGUUUAGCAGCAAAAAUUCCCAGCACAUCCUGGCAAAUGCUUGUGUUUCCAACCGUUGCAUUCUUCAUCUCUGCUUCCCAUUGCCCACUGAAUGCUUUGCUUUCUGUGCGUCAAGACGGAGUUCUAGAACCAGAAAACAUCCACCUUGAAAGGUCCAAGAAAAAAGCCAAAUUCCAUAUAGCGACACAGAGGAGGCCCUUUGUUUCCCUGCAGUAUUUCAACCAGGAGUAUUAAUAUCACAUCCACCAGGAGGCACAUCACUGGCAAGGAACACAGAAUCGCGGGGCUGCAGGUGCCCCUGGACACUCCCCGGUUCCGGCUGUUCUGCCUUGUACCUCCUCACCUGCAGAUCUACCCCCACAGCUUUUGCGUAGUCAGUGACAUACCUGACAAUUGGCACAGCCAUGCUGGGGAAGACAGGAGACACCUCACUCCUUCCAAACUAAAAGGAAAGAUUUCGGAGCCGUCACUCUGUGCUUCCAGGGAUGCACGCCUGUCUUUAUUGUAUGGGUUUCUGGUAGGUUUUUAUCAGCCAGGGGGAGCUCAACAGUGAUGAGCACUGAAUCUUCACUAAAUCUUCCUACAGACAUUUAGGAAUCCAAUCCUUGCUUUCGCAGAUAUGUUUUAUGUCAGCAGCAUGACAAAGCCAUAUAAUUAAAUCAUUUAUGUGAAAGCAUUGCUUAUUAACAAGGAAAAUAUCUAGAUGCUUCAGAGGGAAAAGCACCCAGAGGGAAAUUUUCAUCCCAAUAUGUUAGCUAUAUUCAGGGUUGAUUUUUUUUUUAAUCUCAACUGUCACUGAUACACUGAACAUGUUUUGCCGAGAAUAUAGUGAAACAAACAUUUUGUAAUACCUUAAUUAAACAGGCUAUUAUUUCAAUGUAUAACCAAAACGUAUCUCCAUGGUACAGUUAAGACUUGUUGCAGUGACACUAGCAGCUUAAUUAAAGGCGUUCUCCCUUGCAAAGUGUAUGAAUGUCAGGAGAGUUUAGUGGAAAAGUUUUACUUGUUUCAGGAUUGGUUUCUAGACUGUUCUCAGGACUAUUUUCUUGAGCAAGAACGGCUUACAGAGACUGGCGGCUUCUCUUUGGUUAGUCUAUUCAGCAGAUAUGGAGCUGAAUAACAAGACAUCUCCUAUAGCUUAUUAUAAUAGUGAAGGAGAAAUUGGAAAGUUUUAAUCACAACAAUAUCCAAUAAAAGCCCAUUUUGAGAGUUUUGUUAUUAAGUCUAUGAGAAGGGAUAGAUAACUUUGUCCUAUGUAUUAACUUAUGUCUAAAUAGACAUGGUUAAGCCAUGUUCCUUUCUAAUUUCUUUUUUUUUUUUUUUGAAACGGAGUCUCGUUGUGUCACCCAGGCUGGAGUGCAGUGGCGCGAUCUCGUCUCACUGCCAGCUCCGCCUCCCAGGUUCACACCAUUCUUCUGCCUCAGCCUCCCAAGUAGCUGGGACUACAGGUGCCUGCCACCAUGCCCAGCUACUUUUUUGUAUUUUUAGUAGAGACAGGGUUUCACCGUUUUAGCCAGGAUAGUCUCGAUCUCCUGACCUUGUGAUCUGCCUGCCUUGUCCUCCCAAAAUGCUGGGAUUACAGGCGUGAGCCACCCGUGCCCAGCUGUUCCUUUCUAAUUUCUUGAAAGAACUUGGUCUCGUCCUUAUGUUUACCUGUGUGUAAUCAGUUCAGCAACUCUGGAAUGUGGGUGAGGUGGCUCUGGUCGGUGAAUAUUACUCCCUACAAUCCUUGGAUCUUUCUAGAUCUUCCCGGCCAUUAAAUGCCCCGGACUAUUGAAGCUCCUUUUAUAGUUUUGCGAGUGGAUUUACUUGUAGGCAUCCUUACUAUCUAGCACAAUCCCCCUUGGCUGACAUGAGAACUUGGUUAGAGGAGAAUUUAUGGGGGUCAGUGGAAGUAUUCAAGUUCAAAAGCCUCAGAACCCCACACUUAAAAGAUUUUUAAAUAGAAUUUUGUUGUGAUCAUUGUACUUUUAAAAUAGUACUUUCAGUUUCAUUGAGGUUACAAGAAAGACUGAACAGUACGACAGAAAUUUAAUUACAAUUUUUGCUUUUAUUAUGGCCUUAAAGACUCUUGGGAAUCAGGGUCUGUUCAACAGUCAGUAAAUGUAAUACACACAUUAAUAUAGUAUUGACUGGACAUUCUUCUAUAAAAGUUUAAGUUAUUUAACUUCUAAACAAUGUUAGGCAGUUAUAGUUAACGUGAUGGCUACUUCUAGUAUUAGCCAAAUGGGUCCUAAGUGGCAGUAUUUUGCCAGACAUUGACUAAAUCUUUAUAUGCCUAAAUCCUUACAUUUACUGAAUUCCAGUAAACACACAGUUCUUCUGUGGAGUAGUUAACAAUAAGUGGCAGCUCACUGAAUUUCUCCCAGGUUCUGUCUCUUCCAAAAUCCUCCAUCCUCUCUUAUGAAGGGAAGCUGGUAAAAAAUCCUCUUGGUGCAAGCCAAAGCUGUUAAGGAUUCCUUUUUGCACUCUCAGGACCAACAAACAUUCUUUUGUAUUUCAAGAUAAUUUCACCCGUUGUUGUUGUUGUUGUUAUCACAAAGAAACAAAUUUUGACCAGCAGUGACAAUUCAACCACAUCUAGACUCUCCCUAACUUAUUUCUCCAGCCGGUCACACCAAGCAGGCGGGUAACCUUUAACAGACCUGGUGUUCUCAUGGAAUACCAAUGCUCAUCCCAGGGAGCUGACCUUUCCCACUAUGUCCUUAUAGAAAUGCUCUUACAGAGAACUUUGUGCUCAGGACCAAGGGAUGGUCAAUUAAAAGUUGCAUGUCGGCAUCAGGCUUGUGCAUUAAAAUGGGCAAGGGGGGCUUUUAUACAUCUUUGAAUGACCAGGUAUUUCCUUGUCUGCCUGAAGGCAGAGCUUUGAGGAACAGCACUUCCCAUGUGUCUGGUCCUCUUGGUCUCUCAGCUAGACACUUAAUCAACCCUGGACUCUCCAGUAGUCCUUGGUCAUUGUAGCCAUAGCAUCUGCACAAAAAGAAGUGCUAAAAUAAUCAUUAGCAUUUUCAAAAUUAGGAAAUCAAAGUAGCUGGGUCACUCUCUUACAUGUGUAUGAGCCAGGUCAUUCUGCUGGGACGGAUCAUACUCAUGCUGCUGAUUGACUCUUCUAAGCAGUAACACAUCUCCUGCAUUAAUUAGGUAGAUCCCGUCUGGGUGCAUUAAGUGGGAUCAGUCUUAGAUGAGUGCCAGUAUGUGAUAGAAGAAUUUCAUACACACAAAUGCCAUGAUUCAAAUUCUCUCUCCAAUUUUUCUUAUCGAUCAACACGCAGUACAUGUGGUCAGUUACCUGGUUGAAUUUCUGCUUAGCUGUGGUAAGAGACAGAGAAAGGGAGUGAGGUGGGAUCAGGGGAAUUAUCAGAGAGACAUGAGUGAACCUAUUGGCCAGGUAGCUUCCAAGUCUGUUCUAUUGUAUUGUCUGUUUCGAUUUCUGACUUUCUGAUAGUUUAGAACUCUUACCCAGUGGUUACGUGACUGAUCAAGGCAACUCUAUCUGGAAAUUAAUUGUUUAGGUAAAAUGUUCCUGAGUUUCAACUUGUCUUUUAUACUCUGGAUACCCUCAUUGUGAGAUUAUUAUGCAUGUUUGUGUGACAUGGGCAUUAUUUACACACUUGAUAAAUGAAAGGUAUUUCUCUGUCGGUUCAAGGAAAUAAAAUGUAAGUUCUUGUUUUAUUAAAUGAAUGAAGCCUUUGUUAAAAAAAAGUAAUCUAACAUGUUUCUGUUCAAACUUGAGCUAAUGAAAUUUAAAGAAGUAAAGACAAUGAUCUAGUUCUUAGUAUAAAAAGCAUACAUGUAGUAGAUAUAGUUAUAUAAUUGUGUAUAUACAUAUCUACAAACAUGGUUGGUUUCAUAUUGCUUUUUCAUCAAUGUUUUUGACUGAAACCUUUACUAUAAAUUUUAUUUUAAUUAUGUAACCACUAAUAUUUUAAGAGAAGGAAACAAAUGUUAUAUGUCCUUCUGUUAAAAAAAAAAUUCAGUCCUCCGCCAACCGCUUCCCACACACUCAUACUCUGCACAUCUUGGAUACGUUAAAAUGGUCUGACAGAAUUAUUUAAAAGGCACUAUGUAGGUAGAACACUACCUUAAUAUUGUAUCCUAGUCAGAAGCCUGAUUUAACACUGAACUUUGAAGGGAAGCUUAGCUAUAGCUCAUGGCUUUCAAAGACUAGAAGAAACAUUUACUGGUUCUAUGGAAAAUAGUCUUCUUGCUAGGUAGAUUUGAAACAAAGAAAUUGCACUGGGAGUGUUAAAAUCUAACAUUUAUAACAAAUCCUGUUUUACUCUAGAUGAAAUACUUAGUUCUUCCAGUGGAAACCAGUGAACUUUUUUAACAGCUUUGGGAAUUCUUUUGUAUAAUAAUUUUUAAAAUGAAAUGUGUACUCUUCAAACUAAUUAAGGCUUGAAGUUUUCCAGGAGUCGCAUUUUAAAAGUGUUUGUACACAUUUUAACACUUUGAUAUUUUCUAUUUUGGUUUUGUAUAUUUUUAUGUAUACACAAUGUACAGACUUUCUUCUUGUAAAUAAAACAUGUUUUCAUUUGUCUAGAA